GGAACGGCUUUCUGUAGUGAUAAAAAUUUGUAGGGGAACAGACGCCGGAAGAUCGUUAAUAACACUUCGCGAUGACGUCGUUUAAUCAGCGCAUCCUAGAUGAUUUGUUGUCGCGUUUGGAGCUGUACGCGUGUAAUCUGGAAGAGGUGGUGAGAGAGCAGAAGCAAGCUGAGGGCCUCCUCACACAGAUGUUGCCACGCUCGGAACAUCCAUGUGGACACUUCUACCAAAUCCAUGCUGGACACGUCCAAGACGUUCCGGUUCCAGCUAAGAGUCGACGUGCUUGUCGAGGUGCAUCAUGGAAGCCUUAUCCGUGCACACGAGUGUCUUUCUUCAUCUCCUCCUCAUCCUCACCCCCCCUCACCUGCAGUUCUUGCAGCCUUAUCACGUCAUCAGCGGAAAAUGUUCGGUGAGGACAUACUGGCUUCUGGGAGAGGAGAGUCAGCAAACUACACUGUAUUUUUCUCAUUAUUACAUUUUAUAUGUGAUAUGAAAGAAAAGUGUUUUUUUAUGAGAGUAUAAUAUACUUGUAAUUUGUUUGACAUCAUUUUCCAUUUGUAUAUGUUUGCAUGCACUGAGCAAAUGUCUCACUAAAUCGAUGUCAUUUCUCUAUAAUAAUGAGCUACAUUUUUUGUUUGUUUUUGUUUUUUUUUGCUGUUCUUGUUUGGCUGAGAACAGAGUUUGAGAUUUAUCCACCCUGUGUGUCAA
Molecule: messenger RNA, 708 nt
Organism: Electrophorus electricus (electric eel)
Lineage: Eukaryota; Metazoa; Chordata; Actinopteri; Gymnotiformes; Gymnotidae
Source: RefSeq, a predicted model, not a curated record